Molecule: messenger RNA, 1789 nt
Organism: Manihot esculenta (cassava)
Lineage: Eukaryota; Viridiplantae; Streptophyta; Magnoliopsida; Malpighiales; Euphorbiaceae
Product: pectinesterase
Exons: 2
Coding region: 122-1696 (524 amino acids)
Biological process (GO): cell wall modification
Molecular function (GO): pectinesterase inhibitor activity; pectinesterase activity
Source: RefSeq, a predicted model, not a curated record
UUUACGUCAAGGCAGAUUGUGGCCUAUAUAUACAACCCCUCUCUAGCAAUACUUUGAUCAUUUCAAGCUAUAGAAAGUUUUCAGUCUCCAUAAAGUUUUCUUUUCUUUUAAAUUCUCCAUUAUGGAUAAAGUUUUUCUAGCCAUUUUUUAUGCUUGUGUUCUGUUUUAUUCACUGAGUUCUGUUUAUUGUAUGCCUUCAUGUAGCGAUGCCCCUUUCGCUCAAACAUGCAACGAUUUCAUUGGUCAGAAUCUUGCACAAACCCAACAUCAAACACCCUUCACCUUUCGUGAUCAAUCCCUUCUAGUGACCAUGAACCAAGCCAUUGAAGCUCACCAAAUGAUCUUAGAUAUGGACUUGAGUUCAUUUGAUCCCAAAGCCAAGUUGGCUUGGGCUGAUUGUUUGGAACUGUACGAGAAUACAGUAGACCACCUUAACCGUUCAUUGAGCUCUAGAAAUCCACUAGAUUCUCAAACCUGGCUAAGUGCAGCAAUUGCCAAUCAACAAACUUGCCAAAAUGGGUUUAUUGAUUUUAACUUGGGCUCUCAUUUAGAGUCUUUGCCAUUUAUUAUGCCGAUGAGUAACUUGUCAAAGUUGCUUGCCAAUUCACUUGCCAUAAAUAAGGUGACUGUUUCCUCCUCGUAUAAUACCAACCAAGGGGGUGGCCGGAGAUUGCUUGCCGAUGGAUUCCCCUGGUGGGUCUCAGCUGGCGACCGGAGACUUCUGCAGUCGCCUAGGGGUGCACAGGCAGCUGAUGUUGUGGUAGCUCAAGAUGGGUCUGGUGAUUAUAAGACCAUUUCUGAGGCUGUGACUGCAUCGGCUCAUCGAAGAAGCGGGACAAAGAGAUUUGUGAUUUACGUGAAAAAGGGUGUUUAUAAAGAGAAUGUGGAGAUUAAGAAAUCAAUGAAGAAUUUAAUGUUAAUUGGAGAUGGAAUUGAUUCUACCAUUGUUACUGGUAAUAAGAAUGCUCAAGAUGGCUCCACAACUUUUCGUUCUGCUACUGUUGGUGUUUCCGGCGAUGGCUUCAUUGCCAAGGACAUGACGUUUGAGAAUACAGCCGGGCCGCAGAAACACCAAGCGGUGGCUCUCCGUUCAGGAUCUGAUUUCUCAGUUUUCUACAGUUGCAGUUUCAAGGGCUACCAAGAUACUCUAUAUGUGUACUCUCAACGACAAUUCUACCGCAACUGUGACAUAUACGGCACCAUAGACUUCAUUUUUGGCGACGCAGUUGUGGUUUUACAGAACUGUAAUAUAUACGUCAGAAAACCAAUGAGCAGCCAAAAGAAUACCGUCACAGCCCAAGCAAGGACAGACCCUAAUGAGAACACAGGCAUAGUCAUCCAUAAUUCACGGGUGACGGCAGCUUCUGAUUUAAGAGCAGUGCAGGGUUCGUUCAAGACUUAUCUGGGAAGGCCAUGGCAAAAAUAUUCAAGAACUUUGUUCAUGAAGAGUAAUUUAGAUGGACUUAUUGACCCUGCAGGUUGGUUACCUUGGAGUGGGAAUUUUGCUUUGAGUACUCUUUAUUAUGGUGAGUAUAUGAAUACUGGGAGUGGAGCAAGUACUGGAGGAAGGGUUAAGUGGCCAGGAUAUCAUGUAAUUACAAAGGCAACUGAUGCCGCAAAGUUCACCGUUGGGAACUUUCUGGCAGGAGAUUCUUGGAUUCCGUCCACCGGAGUGCCAUUUGAUUCUGGUUUAUAGUUGAUUUUUGAAGGAAGAAACAAAACGUAUGGACGCUAAGAUAUUGAUAAUGACUUUUUAAGUGUGAAAUAAAUUUUUAAAUUUUUAUUUAAA